This is a messenger RNA of Hibiscus syriacus, 359 nucleotides long. RefSeq lists its product as uncharacterized. The record is from RefSeq and is a predicted model, not a curated record. The transcript has 2 exons. NCBI's taxonomy places the organism in Eukaryota, Viridiplantae, Streptophyta, Magnoliopsida, Malvales, Malvaceae. Bases 1 to 327 code for a protein of 108 amino acids.
AUGGAACACAUAAGCGAAGUUGCAGGCUUCGGAGUUGGCACUUUGUUACUGUGUGCUACAAUUGCUGCCCCCAAAGUGGAUCCUUUCAUCUCUGCUUCACAAAGAAGUUCAUUGGGCUUGUGCAAGAGAUGUGGUGGUCUACACGUGAUAGCAUGCUUGAGAUGCAGUGGAACUGGACUAAUCAAAGCAAUUGGAUCAUUAAGCUUUAACCUCAUCGAUAAUAUGUAUCAGUCCGAGGAAUUUAAGGUAAAAUCUGUUGGAUGUACAAAAUGUCAAGCUAUAGGUCACUUCAGCUGUCCUGAUUGCUCUAAAUCAUCUACUAGUUGAUUCUCGAACAGGCCACGGAAGCCGUUUUUACU